CCUAACAAACAGAGCACGCUUUGUUCUUUCUUAAUAAGUCAAUGUUAUCAAUUUAUCAUAUUUCCGUUUCCUGCGUGGGAAACCUAUUCAUUCUCGUUUAAUUCACUCUUAUUUAAGAUGGGAUUGUUUAGCUAAAGCUGACACUAUUUGAUUUUUCUUUUCUUUGUAAUAUUUUAUAAUUUCUAGAUAUGUUUCACCCUCACACGAAUACCCUCAAACCAACUGGUUCUCUACCUCCUCUCAAGAUCAGAGAUCAUGCUUUGAUUUCAGACAGAGUUGGAGAAGCUACUCGAUCGCCGAAGAUGGAUCCCGGGAUAUGGAGCCGACUGCCGGAGGAGCUACUUGAUCAUGUAUUGUCUCUAUUGCCUCUAAAAGCAUUCUUGAAUCUCAGAUCAACUUGUAAGCGUUUCAGGUCUCUUAUAUUUUCUCCUUGUUUUAUGUCUAAACACUGUUCUUCUGGUUCACCUUUCUCUUCUUUUCUUUUACUCUCUCACCCUCAGUUUUAUCAUCGUUACUGUUUAUAUGAUUCUAUGAUUGGUACUUGGCGCAACUUAAACUUAUCACUCUCUUUUUUGCUACGCUGCACCGCUGGUGUGGGUGGUAGUUCACAAUCUUGCACUCUUGUGUCAUGCUCUAAUGGGUUAUUUUGUUUCUCUCUCCCCAACUCAUGUUCUUUUGUUGUUUGCAAUUUCUUAGCCAAAUCUUCGAGGGUUAUUGAAUUUCCUCUUUACCCUUUUGGUUUUGAGUCACUUACUUUUGUUUCAACACCAUUUGGGUACAAAAUCUUUGUGCUAUGCUCCAAAUUGUCAUCACUUUCAGCUUUACUUUAUGAUUCAAAAAUGGGAUCUUGGGAAACAUUUGAUAGUCUUGAGCCAAUUCUAAGUGACAAUUGUCAUCAAGAAGGUGUGUAUUUUAAGGGGUCAUUGUAUUUUUCCACGCCAGAGCCCUUUUCAAUAGUUUGCCUUGAUUUGGAGGAAGGAAAGUGGAAGAGAUUUACCAAUGAAUUGCCAGAAGACAUCACUUUUAUUAGAUUGGUAAGUGAUGGUGAAGGGAAAUUAUAUCUGCUCGGUGGAAUUGGAAGAAAUGGGAUUUCAAGGAUCAUGAAGUUAUGGGAAUUGGGAAAUGGAGGGAAUUGGACGGAAAUUGAAAGUUUGCCAGAAAUGAUGUGUAGAAAAUUUGUGUCAGUUUGUUACCAUAAUUAUGAACAUGUUUACUGUUUUUGGCAUCAAGGAAUGAUAUGUGUGUGCUGCUACACAUGGCCAGAGAUAUUGUAUUACAAGGUUUCAAGAAGGACAUGGCAUUGGCUGCCUAAAUGCCCUUCAUUGCCUGAUAAGUGGAGCUGUGGUUUUAGGUGGUUCUCAUUUGUUCCAGAACUAUAUGCUGUUGUUUGAGGCAUUUGUCCUUUCUGUCUCACUUUCUCUGUGAGUUGUGUUUUUCUUUUCCUUUUUCUUUUUUGCUUUACAUAUGUUCUGUAUAUUUCUAAUAAGUUAGAAGCUUAUUAGAUUUGUCUGUUUGGAUUUGGUUCUUUUUAUGGAUAUUGAGAAUCCUGGUUUUUGGAUGCGUUUGUUAA
This is a messenger RNA of Jatropha curcas, 1570 nucleotides long. Its product is annotated as F-box/kelch-repeat protein At5g43190. The record is from RefSeq and is a predicted model, not a curated record. Gene Ontology annotation, molecular function: protein binding. Lineage: Eukaryota; Viridiplantae; Streptophyta; Magnoliopsida; Malpighiales; Euphorbiaceae.